AUGAAAUCAAAGUGUACCAACAAAAGGUGACAAAGUUAAAAGGGAAAAGAGAUAGAGAAACCACAAAGAGAAUUCUCCCUCUGCCUCAUCAUCCCUCUACUUUCUUUAUUCCAUCUCCUUCACACAGUAAGGAGGAAUAUAAUUGUCCAUCAAGAAAUUAAGUUCCAUAAAAUCUCUAAUGGGUGAUCUCUUAAUCUUCUUCAAAUGCAUAUCAGAAAACAAGCCUUUCCCAUGUUCUUGUUUUUAUCACUUCCUAUGUUUUAUACAUGUUAUGCUUAGUCUUCUAUUAUUUAGCAGUAUAACAGCUCAAGCCAGCCAUUGCAGAGCUUCCUGUGGCACCAUUCUAAUAAACUACCCUUUUGGUAUUGAUGAUGGCUGUGGCAGUCCUUAUUACAGACACGUACUUGUUUGCUCUGAUUCAGGUAACCUUGAGCUUCGAACUCCUUCUGGGAGAUACCAAGUACACAGCAUCAGCUACUCUGAUCCCCAUAUCAUAGUUGUCGAUCCAUUCAUGUGGAAUUGUCAAGAUGGCAGUCAGUUCAGGGCAACCAGGCCUUUUAGCCUCGAUACAAGCACACACUUCACACUCUCCUCUCAAAAUGACUAUCUCUUCUUCAACUGUAGUGAAGAGAACGUAAUCGUUGAGCCCAAGCCUAUGUUCUGUGAGCGGUUUCCUGACAAGUGCGACUCCACAUGUGAUAGUGCAAGUUAUCUUUGCAGGAAUCUGCCAGGGUGUGCUACUGCAUUCGGUGGCAGUUCUUGCUGCUCUUACUUCCCGAAAGCAACCGAGUCUUUGAGGCUUAUGCUCGAGUAUUGUGCUAGUUACACAAGCAUUUACUGGAAAAAUGGUGGAAAUUCUCCUUAUGAUAAAGUCCCUGAGUAUGGGAUUAGGAUCGAUUUUGACAUUCCAGUGACUACCCAUUGCCUUGAGUGUCAAGACAUGAUGAAAGGUGGCGGAACUUGUGGAUUUGACACACAGUCACAGAAUUUCUUGUGUCUAUGUAACGACAGAAAUGUCACCACUUAUUGUAAAGAUCAUGGCACUUCUAGGCAGCACAGCAGGGCAGGAGUCAUUGCAGGGACAGUUACUGGAGUUUCGGCUGCCUGGGCCUUGGGAGUCGGUGCUGGCUUAUGGUAUUGGAAAAAAGUGAAAGCAAAAGCACCAGUUACAAGUGGGGUUCAAAGCAAUGAGAACAGGCUCUUCUGACGAAACCCAUCAACUAAAGCAAAGUAGCAAAUACUAUACUUUUCCUUUUCUUUUCUUUUUUUUCCCCCUUAUCCCAUUUUUUGAAUUGCUUUAUUCUCCUUUGCUAGAUAAUUAUGCUUUUUCUUUAUGCGUUUACCUCCACACCAUGCUUGAUUAAAGAGCCAAAGUUUUGGAAAAAAAAAAAAAGAGAGAGAGCCAAAGAUUAAUUGAUGCCAUUGGAAUGGUAGCUUUUCAGUUUUGGUAGUUUCCACCUUACGCUUGUUUCAGAUAAUCUAUUAUGAUAUUAUUAAUUCUAAAACAGUUUAUUAUUUGAUAUUCUAA
Manihot esculenta (cassava) is the source of this 1528-nucleotide messenger RNA. RefSeq lists its product as uncharacterized. Bases 179 to 1207 code for a protein of 342 amino acids. Gene Ontology annotation, molecular function: polysaccharide binding. The transcript is spliced from 3 exons. The record is from RefSeq and is a predicted model, not a curated record. Lineage: Eukaryota; Viridiplantae; Streptophyta; Magnoliopsida; Malpighiales; Euphorbiaceae.